CCGCGGACUCGUUUAGUCGUGAGAAUAAUGCCAAAUGUAUGGUCACACUGUCUGCGCAUUAAUAAAUAGUGCGCACGUCACAAAAAAACAACACAAUUGCGGCCAAAAUUUUGCUAAUUUUCAGGCGUCUAACGCACCCGAGCACACCAAAAUUUGCCCAACAGCAGCCCACAAAAGUGUCGACCAGCGAAGCCAUGCACAGCUGUGUCCUGCUGCCAGAUGCAGCCAACUACCAGCCGGAUACCCUGGACUUAAAUACAGACGCCAAAGCGGCCGCCUAUUGGUUUCCCUGCUUUCGCGACAUGGUUAUCAAAUUCGCAAAGCAAGCGGCCAAAUCGCAGGCGGAGGACGCAACGGCCGAGCAGCGAGCGGAGCAGUUCAAGACGGCCUAUCUCCAGCAAUUGGAUUACCAUCAAAGCAAUAUUGCCAGCAACAGCGGAAGGGUGAUCCUGGGCACCAGCGAGCUGCUCAAACUGAACGAGACCAUGCUGCGUCGCUUUGGCUUCACGGAUCCGUGGCGUAGUCAAAAGCAGCUGGAGAAUGCCUCGGCAAAGGCGCGACUCAAGCUGCGGCUGGAGGAGAUUGAUGCCAUCGAGAAUCAGGAUGAUAAAUGGACGGAGCUCGUGCGCGGCGUGCUCGCGGGCAACAUGUUCGACUGGGGCGCCCAGGCCAUAUCUAACAUACUGGAGCAGGACAGCAGCUUUGGCCUACACUCCGCGUUGGAUAGGAUAGAGAAGCGGCCCUGGCUGCUGGACAACCUCGACAAUUGGCUGAAGCGCCUGAGAAUCAGCAGCGAGCAGCCGCCGCACAAAUGCGCUGUGGUAUUUGUGGACAACAGCGGCGUGGAUGUGGUGCUCGGCGUACUGCCCUUUGUCCGUGAGCUGCUGAAGCGCGGCACCAAGGUGCUGCUGUGCGCCAACAGUGAACCCUCGCUGAACGAUGUGACCAGUCAGGAGCUGAGCGCGCUGCUCGAGGAGUGUGCCUGCGAGUGCGCUGUGUUGUCCUCCGCCUGGUCCACCUCCCGCCUGCUUGUCUACGCCAAUGGACAGUCCGGACCCUGCUUGGAUAUGCGCACGUUGCCGCGCGAGCUGUGCGAUGCCAUAGCUGCCAAUGAGACUGAUCUGCUCGUGAUUGAGGGCAUGGGACGGGCCCUGCACACGAACCUCAAUGCGCAGUUCAGCUGCGAGACGCUGAAGCUGGCCGUGAUCAAGAAUCGCUGGCUCGCCAAGUACCUGGGCGGCGAUGAGAUGUUUGCCGUCAUCUGCAAAUACGAAGCGAUCAGCUAGUCGAGCGCCUAUGCCAGACUCCUUGUUAUGCUGUUGUUGUUGUUGGGAUCCGUGUGAGAAGAGCCAUUGUUUAAUUUUUGGAAAAUAUUGUUAUUGUUUGAUCCAAUUCAAGUCACAGUCACAGUCCAUCCCCAUCGCCAGGAUUCAUCCCCCCCAUUGAGAUUCAUAUUUUAUAAUUUUUUGUGUAUUGUUUUAUUUAAAUUAUCGUGUAACUAAAGUGCUUUCAAGUGGUUUCAAACCCACAUUUCUAUAUCUGCUCGGCAUUUUAAUAAUUAAAAUUAUAAAUAACAAA
Molecule: messenger RNA, 1578 nt
Organism: Drosophila guanche
Lineage: Eukaryota; Metazoa; Arthropoda; Insecta; Diptera; Drosophilidae
Product: 4'-phosphopantetheine phosphatase
Exons: 1
Coding region: 195-1286 (363 amino acids)
Biological process (GO): coenzyme A biosynthetic process
Cellular component (GO): nucleus; cytosol
Molecular function (GO): pantothenate kinase activity; ATP binding
Source: RefSeq, a predicted model, not a curated record